GUGGGUCAGGGGUGAGCGGCUCCCAACGUCACAAGCUUGCAAGAUGGCGCUGGCAGGAAAGCCGUGAGAUGAGGACCGGGCAGGAAUAAACCGGGAGGACGGGCGAGGAGAAGGGGGCGAGGGGUGGAAGACGGGCACAAGUCCGCGCCGGAGACAUGCAACUCCAAAGGUAAUGUUGCAUGUUGCCCCAGGGCGAACUUCCCCUGUUGGUAUCUGAGUGAUCCCUGCUGGGCCUUCAUUCCACAUCGGUACAGCCACGUUCUAUUGAUGGCCUGUUGUGAUUUCAAUGGAACAUCAUGGGAUGUAUCUGGCACGUCGGGCAGCACUGGAUGGAGGUGCCUUUAGCCCAAUGUACCUGGCAUGGUGAUAAAGUGAAAGGGGAAAGGAAGAGAAAGUGGAGAUGGAACUGCCAAAUCAUGCCAAACAACUGCUUCUGCAGCUGAAUCAGCAACGAGCCAAAGGUUUCCUCUGUGACGUGAUCAUCGUAGUUGAAAAUGCCCUCUUUCGCGCCCACAAGAACAUCCUGGCAGCCAGCAGCAUGUAUUUUAAAUCCCUCGUCCUGCAUGACAACCUGAUAAAUUUAGAUACGGACAUGGUCAACCCCACUGUGUUCCGUCAGAUCUUGGACUUUAUUUAUACUGGGAAGCUCUUAAUGACUGACCAGCCCGGUGAACAGAACUUUAAUGCUCUCCUCACCGCAGCAAGCUACCUCCAACUACAUGACCUAGCAGCCCUUUGCCGAAAGAAGCUGAAACGCAACGGGAGGUCUUUCACUGGCAGGGCCGGCGGUGCCCCCAGUGUUGGGAGACCCCCGCGGAGUCAGAGACUUUCCACUGCUUCAGUCAUAACUCGUUAUUCAGGGUCAACUGAGGGGAUGAAGGGCUCUCACUCAAAGGAGAUGCCAAAGGGAAAGAUCUCAGAUGAUGAGGUCUUCAUCAGCAGUUCCAACCAAGAGAACUCUCAUGCUUUGAACAGGGGGAUCGGUAAGAAUGGUGGAGACGGGAGCAGUAGCAGUGCUAAUGGGAGCAGCGGAGACCAAGAGCUUGGCCUUGAUCUGUCCAAGAAAAGCCCCUCGCUCCCUACAGCGGCAUCUCUGGAUGACAUGCAGCACAGCGAAAGCCAGCGUGGUUCCCCCCGACCUGCCUCAGCCCCCGCAGCCAACAGUGCCUCAUUGUUCGACGAGUCCGCCGCUGGAGCCCCACCGAACCUAGCUGACAACUGCGAACCCAUGGAAAUGGACUUGAGCGAGGACCGCCAGUCCCUCCCAGAAGGCAACCAGCGAAAGAGCCUGCGUCACUCAUCGCGUAAGAAGGAGUGGAUCAAAAAGGACAAUGCCUUUGACAGGAAAGAAAGUGGCAAAGGUACGGAAGAAAGCGAGGGACUCCCCAAUGGUAUUCUGAUGGGUCCCUUGUGCAAGUCAGCAGAGCGGAAUCUGGGACUGGGCGCCUAUGGGGCAGAGCUGCCAUUUCCAUGCAAAGAGGAAGUGGAGAACGGCAAGGAGAACAGUGAUGAGAGCGGGCAGAGUGAAAGCGAGAGCGGCGGGCACACCAGCGCCAACUAUGUCUACCGGCAGGAAGGCUACGAGCCAGUGGCCUUCGGGGACAACCUCUAUGUCUGCAUCCCUUGUGGAAAGGGCUUCCCCAGCUCCGAGCAACUGAACGCCCACGUGGAAACACACACAGAGGAAGAUCUUUACAUCAAAGAAGAAGGCACGUAUGACGAUAAGGAGGAGGAAGCAGAGGAUUUGUCCAAUCCCAACCAACCCUACACCUCAGAAUCCCGGCCCUUCAAAUGUUCCGUGUGCGAGAAGAGCUACAAAGAUCCAGCCACUCUCCGGCAGCAUGAGAAGACUCACUGGCUGACGCGGCCGUUCCCUUGCAAUAUCUGUGGCAAGAUGUUCACCCAGCGGGGCACCAUGACGCGGCACAUGCGCAGCCACUUGGGCCUCAAGCCCUUUGCUUGUGAGGAGUGUGGGAUGCGCUUUACCCGGCAGUACCGACUGACAGAGCAUAUGCGUGUCCACUCAGGGGAAAAGCCCUACGAAUGUCAACUGUGCGGCGGGAAGUUUACCCAACAGCGAAACCUCAUCAGCCACCUGCGGAUGCAUAGCUCUCCUACAUAAGCCAAAGACUCUGCAAUGAGUUCUGAGCCCACCCGCCAUGAACAUACCUUUCCCUAGACUUGCUGCUUUAAAACAAAAUUAUAUAUAUAUAUAUAAAUAUAUAUAUGUGGGCCAUUCCCUUCCCUCUUCAGUCAUGGGAGGCCUCAACCAAACAGAGCUUUAUUUCUCUUCCCCCCUCCCCCCAAAAAUAUGAAACCAGUCCACAUGGAAGCUGCUGCCUCUCCCCUCAUUUUACACUUUCUUUGCCUGAUAGGUCAGAUUGUAGUCAGAAAUGCCACUAUUCAGCUAGGCUGUGUGGGUAUAUAUAUAAUUUAACUGUGAGCUCCAUUGUGGGGUGUGUGAGAAAUGGUGUCCUUCCAGGCUGAUAUGAAUUGGAAAUGUGGAGAAAGGGCUGGUCUUUGACAGAAAGAACAGGCCUUGCUGCUUCUCCUCCCUCAGUUUACUUCCUUAGCACUUUGGUAUUUGCUUUACAAACUCUAACCAAGUAUUCCCCCCCUCCUUGCGCUAAGAAGGGCACAGAUUUGGCCUAUCCUGUGGCUAUAACCAUUAGCUGUGGGCUGUUAAUCUCUUCCUGCUCUAUUAAAACAUGAAUUAUUUCUCCCUGAAAGUAAUCAGCAUGAGGGCAUUUCUUAUCAGCAGAAUGCCACUUAAGCUUUUUUUUUUUUAAGUACCCCUUCCGUGAUUUCUUUUGGAAAUCUGGCAUAAAGGACAGUAGAAGCCACGGCUAUCAGCUGACAUAGGUGGAAGUUCAGGUGUUUGGAUCUGUUGACCUGAAAGGGCAAAAGGAUUCUACCUUAGUGAUGGGGUGUUUUACUUUUGGGGGGGGGGGGUUGCAUGCUGUAAAAGGAGUGCUUUCAUAUUAGGAAGGCGGCAAUGUGUUUUUCCUUUUUUUUCUGUAGUGGGAGUUCUGCGUUCAGCCUGGGUUAAGCUUCUCCAAACACAGAACAGUUUCCCCAACCCUCUCCAUUUUAGCUUCUUCAGCCUUAUCCAUGACUGAAUGGGGGGCUGGGUGCCCGGGGAAUUUCUUUCAGUGAAUAGGGGUCGAUCAUCUUUCCUUUUCCUCUCCCUCCCCCACGCUAGUUUUGUAUGACUAUUCUUUAAAUAGAGGUACUUGUUUUUUGUUAAGAGAAUAAAGAAUUGUUAACGUUUCUGUAAUUGUUGGAACUGGAAGGUUUGAGGUUACUCUUUGGAGCAGGCGGGGCGUGGGUUUUGUUGUAGGCUGGAAUUGCUACAAGUUCCUUUAGGUACCUUUUAAAAAUAUUUUAUUUGUGUGUGCGUGUGGAUGUGUGUGUAGCUUCUCCCUCACUAAAGAACGAGAUGGUCUGAAUAGGCUCGUUACUUUUGCUACCUCUUGAAUUCAUGAGAACAGUAAGAUGGUUAGUAAAAUAUUAGGCGUGGUAUUUGUUUGUCCCUCCCCACCCCAAAUGUAAGUAAGUGUAUAAAGUAGAAAUUAAAUUAAAAAUUAAGGGAUUUUUACCACUUCCGUUCUGCUAACAGGAAGUCAGCUAAAACGAUCGGCCAAAGACAAUAGUUGUUUGUUUUUUUCUUCUUCUCAAAGCCAGAGGCCCAAGUGAAUAGCUCUGUAAAGGGUCACUGACACACCAAAUUUUUGAUUUUCAAUCCAGGUAGAAUGUCUCUUCUUGACAAAAUAAUGGGACAAAUUUCCUUUAAAAAGAGAGAGAGGUUGUGUUCUUUCUAACUUUGUUUAUUGAACCUGGUUGCAACUGAUGGUGGGGGGCGGGGUUCUCUUAUCUUUGGCUUUCCCAAGGGCAUCUGGCUUAGUAUGCCAUCAGGGGACACAAUGAAAGAAUCCUGCUGAGACAGGCAAUCCAGAGUGCAAUAUGGGGUGGAAACCAAGCCAAAGUGUUUAAUAUCCUCCCUUAUGUUGUUGAUGGGGGUGGGGCGUGUUGGAUUUUUUGUCUGCAGAAAACUUUGACCCAAGCAUACUUAGUUGGAAAAAUGGAAGCAAAUGUCUCACUGCAUCUCUGUAAGACAUCAGAGCCAACAGCUGCUAUAGGACGAGGUUGAGAGGACAGGGUAUCACCUGCCAUUUUGGGGUCCCUUGACAAUGUUGGCGUGACCUUGUUAAUUUUAAUUUUUUUGUCAGUUUUUUAGGGGUUUUUUGUAGGAGUGAAGUGUGAUGACUUCUUUUUCUUAAUGGACAGAAUAUGGUGGUAAAAAUCCCUGAUUCUUUUUUUUUUUAGGAUCAUCUCUGCCUAAAUUGAGUAAGGUUUACAUGUUCCCCCUCUUUCUUUAACUUUCCUGCUCAAAACCAUUGUUCUUUAUUAUUAUUAUUAUUAUUAAUAUUAUUAUUAUUAUUAUUGGUAGGGUUUGCCCAAGCCCUUUUUUCUUAAAAGAAAAAAAGGAAAAAAAAUUUAAAAAAUUGUCUUUAAGUUUAGACCAAAAAAGUGAGCAUGUUCAAUUAAAACAAAGAUAAGCUUCAUUUUCUCCCUCUCCCCACAUUAUCUUUUUUUUUCCUGUUAAGAAAUAGGCUAGCCUGUAAAAAUAUGUUUUGGGUCACUUCGAAUGAACUAAAUAAACUGGAGUUCAGGCUCCAUGCAAUAGAUUUAAACUUAACUAUAUUGAGCCUCAUCAAGGUACAGGGAACAUGUGUCCCCCUCACCCGUGCAUCCUUGCCAUGUGUAUGACUUCACCUGGGGGCCACUUCUAUCCAUCUCUUCUUGUUUGAGUGACACAGUUUCCUUUUGUUCUGUGUGUCACUAACAGAGCAUUGACUUUGAUAGGGUAUUCCCCCUCCCAUAGCAAGAUACUAUUUUUAGUGUUUUGUACAUCCUGCCAACCUUCACCCUGAACCACAGUACACCUGGAGUUCCAGGGGAACGGGGAGUUGUCCUUUGUGUGCUCCAAGCUGCUUUCCUCAAUGAUAUAAAUUGGGGAACUAUAAUGGGGUCGUAAAGCUCUGUUGAAAUUAAAAAGCCCUCCUCACAAGUGGUUCCUACACCAGUGACAUUAGUUUGAAUUGGAGAUUCUGUGAAAGUCUUGGACAACCACUGUUGAAGUUCCCAUAGGAGAUAACUUCUGGCGCAUUGCAUUUGUUGCCAAAAUAGUGACCCCAAAUUAAGAGCUGUGAACUAGAACGCUAGCUUCUAUAGGCAUUUUUCUGUUUUGUUUUUCUUUUGGCUGGAGCUCAGGGGUACUGAUGUGAAACUGAGUCGAAGAACUAUUGAAAUUAUCAGGGUUUGGCUCCCCCACCGCUCAGACUUAUCUGACUUUUGAGAUGCCUUCCAAGCAAACUUCUGACUAACUUCUGGUAUCAGUUGAGAUUUGCUCUGCUGUAUUCUAGCCUUUGCCAUCCUUUCUGAUAAAAGCAGGGCAACACCAAAUCCUUCCUUUCCCCAGACUCUCCACUCUUCCUGUUGCAGUCACAAAGCAACAGCGAUUGUCUCCAUUCCAUGCCACAGCUUGUGUGAAGGGUCCCUUCACGCACCUUCCCCAUUACUGUCUGACUGGAAUAGACCAUGUUUAAGCAUUAGUGUGACCAACUCCAGUGGGUGGCAGAAGAGGCCCAAGUUAAAGCAUGCUGUGUUAGGGCAUACGGAAGACCUUUUGCUGAGCCAAGAUGGUGGGUGAAUACCAAGUGUUAGCUUAACCUCAACAGAGGCAUACAACCACUUGGGCAGCUGGCCUUUUGUGGCAUCCAUUUGUAUAAUGAGGUGGAUUUUGCCACUCCUGCCUUCUUAGUUGGGUGGUGGCCAAUGUGAGGCAGAAUUCUCAUAGAUGCCACAGGAACAGAAGCCCUUGUGUUCCUUAUGGUAAGUUACCACUUGGUAAACAUCAAUCUGUAUUUUCUCCAAAGAGGAGCGCAAAGUUGUAGGUGCAGUACAGAGUAAAAGUAUACCUUGAUUCCCUCAGAAUUUUUAUUAGAGUCAAUAGUUGUGUGUGAUGAGGGGGUGAUGGUGGAGGUGUUAGGAUUGAUUUUUUUGUUUUGUUUUGUUUUGGGUUGAAGUUUUGGAGUCUUCUAGUUUCGGAACCUCUUUAAAAAAUUUCUAAAGGAGCCUCCUUUUAUUUUAUUUUUUCCCCUCAGCACUUAAACAAUACGACAAAAAGUCUGUGUACAGCGCAAGUAUUGUACAAAAUUGAAAAAAGAGUUUCCUUUCUUUUGCAAAAAAAUAGCUGUAGAACUGUGUUCCAUAUGUGAAUUAUGACUUUUUUUCCAAAUUGUGACAAUAAUAAUGAAAACCUAAUAAUACUCAAAACUUCAGGGACUGUUCAGGGCCCAUUUGGAGGGCUUGGACACUCAACUGCAUUUGUACGACAUAGUAUUGUAUCAGGCAUUUUCUGUAUUUUAAUGAAAAAAGCAAAAACACUAGUUUCAUAUUUAAGAUUUUAAGAGUUCUAAGGUGGGGUGGGGAGGGAAUUGUUUUUUUUUUGUUCUGUGUUUUUUAUUUUAUUUUAAAAUUUUCUUUCUCUCUCUCUCUCUUUUUUUUGGAGAUACACAAAGAGCCUCAUGAGGAAUUUUUUAAAGGUGUAAAAAAAUUAAAAAUAAAAAGCAGAGGCCAGGCAGCUUAACUAUAUAUAUAUAUGCUUUAGUCCAUUAGAUCCAGAAUGUUUUCGGAGUAACAGGAGAGGAAAAUGAAAGUAGCAAAAAAAUUGUAUUAAAAAUAGCUCAUACCCAAAUUCACAAAAUAUUUUUUAAACCAAAGCACAUUUUGAAUGAAUAUGGAAACCUCACUUGGCUCAGAAAAAAAUAUUAAUAUAUUUAUCUCAUUGUUUACAUAAACUUUUACAGUUUCAGACCUCAACAGAUCUGGGGCCAGUCAAAAUUAAUUGCUGUUUUUUUCCAUUGGUUCACUGUUAAAAAGCUGUUGAAAUUAGAACAAUUGGUUUUUGUUUUCUCCCCAAGAAAUCUCAUCAGUUUUGUAAGUGGUAACCUGCAUUCCAGCACACUUGAGGAUAUUUUCUGGUGUCAGUCAAGGAAAUGAGUAUCUUGAAAUCUUCAAGCAGUCACUGUCCUGUAAAGAGCAAAAAAUAUCUUUCCAUUUAGAGAGUUGGGGAUAGGCUGUGUUAAGGAACGAGGGGAUUGCUUUAAAAACCCCAACCACGAUGUAACCAAAACAAAUCGUACCUCUUUGUCAUCAAUAUAUAUGGUGCUAGACUGAAGGGGGUUGACAGAAAGAGAGAGAGAGAAUGUAGAUUGAUAUUCCUUCAAAACAAUCAGAUAUCAGGAGGAGGAAUGACAAAAGAUGGAGAAAGCCAACAGGAAGCUGUCAUUAGAAAGCAGGAAAUACGGAUGCUUCACAUUGGCUGUUAAGGGCUCAGCUACUGUUCUGCUUUCUAGCCCUUCCUUAAUGGGGGGAUUGCCAAAAAAAAAAGUAGCCUUGUGCUACUCUGAGGAGCCACGAAGAUUACACAAGACACCAAAGAGCUUGUGGCAAGCAGCUUUAUCUUAGGCAUUAGUUUUAGAAAGUUGUAUCAUGGACCUCAUCCAGCCUUUUUGCCCUACUUUGGAAUGUCUAGCAGUAUUAAAGGGCUUACUGAUCAAAGAGAGACCAGCCUUGGGUAGGUGGAGGGAGGUAGCCUGUUGGCCAGGUUCCUUCCCUGGAUUCAAAUGUGUGUAGCCAUGCACACCAAAUUGUUGGGAUUGUGUCUCAACUCUCCUUAAACCUGAUGAGGUUCAUUAGGGGGCUGUUCCAUGCAAGUAUAAGAAAGUGUGAGACCACCCAUUCCAGGUUGCAAUCUACUGUAGCUCCCAGGAGGUGAUGUGGCUCACAUGGUCUUGCACUCUGGAAGACCUGAUCUAUAAAGGAAAGACCCACUGGAAGUCCAUCCCAAGGUCCAACAGGGUCUUCUUGUGCACUAUUCCCCUCUUGUGAUAUCUUCUAGCUGAAACCUUGGUUCCCUGGUUCAAGUUAUAGUAUGUGUGAAAAAGCUUCUUUCCUAAACAAUUUUUUUUAAAAAGUAUUUCCAGGUUAAAAAGGCAUGCUUAUUUUUGCAACUUUAGAUAAAUUAUCACUUGAAGUUCUCUCUCCCAGUUAUCCCCAAUAGGCAAUUCUGUUUAAAUCUGUUCAUUCUUUUUUUUUUUACACCAAAGCCAUCUCAUUUCCCCCCCUCUUUCAAAUAAAAUAUAUAUAUAUAUCUUAAUGAAAGAAGGCUGAUGGAAAACAAAACUAUUAAUUUUGUCUGGUCUUGAUAUCUAACAAAGAUGGUGCAAACACUAUUUGACAGUGUUGUUUUUUGUAUCAAUAUGUAUGUGCAGUAAUGAAUGUAUUUAUUUCUCAAGAUUCUGUAUGCACACUUUUGCAAUGAAACUCAGAGCAUUUGCAACACACAAAAGAUGUGUCCGCAGGGUCUUCGCUACAGGAUUUCAAAAAAAGAAAAAAAAAUCCAAAAAAAGUGGAAAAAUAAUAAUAAAAAAAACUUCUCAGAGACUCACAGCAUAGCCAUAAACCAUAACCUGUGAAGACAAUACAAAGACUGGACUUUUGUAGCUUUUUGCAUAGAAGAGGAAUUUUUUUUGUUUUGCUGUAUUUAAAUGUUUCCAGUUAUGAUGUCACUCUUAUACAAGUUCCUGUCCCUUUCCCCCCCUUUUUGUGUGUGUGUGUGUGUGUAUGCGUGUGGGGUGGGUGGGUACAUGUGUGCAUCUGUGAAUGUGUGCAAAGCGCUGGUUUCAAGCAGUGCUGGUUCAAAGUCUGGAUUAGCAGUAUUUUUUUUACUAUGUCACUUCUGUUCUAAAAUGCAGGAAUGUCAUUCCAAAGGAGAAACACUUAGGGCUUCUGCUAAGCAAAGGUAAAGCCGAUCGUUUUUUGAGCAUGUGUAUUUGUGUGCACAUUGAGAUUGUCCCAGCAAAACUAGAGAGGAGAAAACGCAGGUGGAAGUUGAACGAACCGCACUGGUGCUUGGUUGGGAAAAGUCCAAACACCUUACAGCCUUCUCUUCUUCAAUGUUUACAGUGUAAGCAAUAAUAGCUGUUUUUGGUAUAGACACAAGACUCCAAAGAGAUAGGUGUGCCAAAUACAUCGCAUGUACCAGGAGCACAUGUGGAUGCUGAGAAUCCCACCAAAGUGACGGGCUCUGUAGUGUUUUCAUUCCACCACAUGCCCAAAUGUUGCUUGUAUCUGGGGCAGAUGCUCACAGUCAUUGUUUCCAUACUGCUCUGCAGUUGUCCUGCUGCAGUGUUGUGGGGUUGUCAGUUUUGGGAGUUUGAUACAUUGGGUUACAGCAGGUCUUUUUUUCCUUGAGCACACCAUGCAGUCAAGCCAAUAGCAGUAAUUCUGCUACAUGAAAAGCCCUUAGGCAGAACACUGCGUUUGUGAAAUGCCUUGAGUUACUUUCUGAAGUCCUCAUAUUCUGAGUCUCACCAAGUAUAUUCAUCAUCAUUGCCAGUAAAAUCCCAGUCCUAAGGCUUAAGCUAACAUCAUAAGCUUUCCAAUUGAGUCUUAAGAACCAAAGUAGGCACUGGACCCAGGUACAUGUAACAUUUUGACCCAACAGCACCUUUAAAAGAAAAAGGUAACUCAGAAGAUUAGGAUCAGAGGAGGCAUACGUCAUCCUUUCGUGCGAAUCAUCUUGUCUCAGCAUUUUCUCUUGCACGGUUCCAACUACACAUUGGAACGUAUAGAACCUCACAGUGGGAAAGAUAUUGGAUAGUGGUAGUUAGGAUUCAGGGCAGAGAAAUGGCAGCCCAGGCCAAGUAUUAAGAACAUUCUCACGUGCAAUACAUAUGUUGCUUGGCCAGCCCCAGUUGCCUACUUAGAAGACACAUGUUCACAAUGGGUCUCACCUUUUUCCCCCCACUUAAUGGCUUUAUCAAAAGAUAAAAACCUUUUUGUUAAACAUUGGAACCUUAACACCCAGCAUAUAGACAUGGGGUCGGUUGGGCUCAAAAGGCAGUUGCGUUCACUUGGAAGUUGCGAUAUUAGCUAAGGUCACAGAUCCAUAAAAAUUACCGCUGAAAGGAAGACAGGCACAGUUUUGUCAGCUUCCGCCUCACCACUUGCAGUGCAUAUUUAUGACGCUCAAAUGAAUUGCAUGCUUGUAAAACAUAGGCCAAAUUCUCUGACAUGACUGUAAAUGAAAGGUCUUUUCAGGACAGCUAUAUAACUUGUUCUUGUCACCCUAGUCUCAAAACCUGAUUGUAGCAACUCUAGGCUGGGCUUCUCUGUUUGGCUCCUUUUAAUUCCAAGCAUUCAGGUGAAGCUGGCCACCAUUUUCUUUUUCUCUCUCUCUUUCUAGAAGAGUUUCCAAAUAAACUUUCUUCUCUUGGAAUGGAAGAUGCCGCUGGGAUUUGGAGCAAAAGAACUCCAUCCUCUUCUGGGCUUCCUUUUUUGGAGAGUGUAGCUUCAUACCUGCAGGGGGAAAGAACCCCCUUUCUACCUCACUCAUACCUCCAGUGGACGUUGCAAUACUCUUACUGUAUCUCUCAGAGCUCUUGGGAAAGAUUUGGAGGAUAGGGUCACCAGGUUGAUGAUGUCUCAGUCUUUCUGCCCCCGACACUUUGUCCCGGCUGCCUUGAGUUACAGACAACAUUGACCAUGUGGUGUGGGUGUGCACUGACAGCUAUAUCUCGUAGCUUGUGUUGGAUUGAACAGGCAAGUCCUAGGUUAGGGCAAGGCAUGCUGGGGAGAACCUCAGCAAUCUAGUUCAUAGGUUUUGCUUUUUUACAAAUUAAUGGAGUAAGUGCAGUUUCUUUUAUUACUUCAUCCCUUAAAAGUUAAGUAUCACUAUAAUUAAAAAAAAGUGUUGAUUGAGGAAAUGUAUAAUUUUACAUAGAGGAGGGGGAAGGCAAAUUUGUUUAGCAUAUUUUAAAGACCUAACUGGAAAAACAUCUAUGUAUCCCUCCUUUUUAAGCCUUAACUACGUCUGACCAAGAGCCCCAGGUGUUUCUUGAAGCGGAGCUGACAUUCCUAUUGUGAUGUUCUGUUCAUUUCCUCCAAGAGCUUGAAUUCAGGUCAGAGUUGCAGGUUGCUGCAGCUUAACUCAAGUGUCAUAUUGGGAAAAUAAAAAGUGAAAAUACAGAAAUUAUAAUAUGAUCUCAGCAUUCGGAAAUUUGCAGUCUUAAUGUACAGUGAUGAGAAACUGUUAUUUUAUGAACUUUUCAUUAAAAGGUUGAUUGAAAAUUAAA
Heteronotia binoei (common prickly gecko) is the source of this 11204-nucleotide messenger RNA. It is a transcript of the gene HIC2, whose product is annotated as HIC ZBTB transcriptional repressor 2. Gene Ontology annotation, biological process: regulation of transcription by RNA polymerase II. The transcript is spliced from 4 exons. Bases 401 to 2122 code for a protein of 573 amino acids. Gene Ontology annotation, cellular component: nucleus. Gene Ontology annotation, molecular function: DNA-binding transcription factor activity, RNA polymerase II-specific; protein binding; RNA polymerase II cis-regulatory region sequence-specific DNA binding. The record is from RefSeq and is a predicted model, not a curated record. Lineage: Eukaryota; Metazoa; Chordata; Lepidosauria; Squamata; Gekkonidae.